Schizophyllum commune H4-8 is the source of this 1961-nucleotide messenger RNA. RefSeq lists its product as uncharacterized. NCBI's taxonomy places the organism in Eukaryota, Fungi, Basidiomycota, Agaricomycetes, Agaricales, Schizophyllaceae. Gene Ontology annotation, molecular function: O-acetyltransferase activity. The record is from RefSeq and is a predicted model, not a curated record. Bases 108 to 1577 code for a protein of 489 amino acids. The transcript is spliced from 5 exons.
CCCGCGCCCAUAUCAUUCCAUCCUUCCCCUCCGGCGCCCUCGACCCUCCCGACGUUUUCCUUACGACCUGCGAGGAGCACAGACAUACUCCACACCGAACACUCAUUAUGGUCCCCGCUCGCCCACUCGCCAGUCGGCGCAGCGUGCUGUGGGCGCUCCUGCCCGUGGUCGCCCUUGUCACGACCGUCUACCAUUUCCGCUCGUUUGAAGACAUCUACACCCUCGCGCCCGAAGAGGGCAUUCCCGUCGAACUCUCACACGACGUCGAUUCCCCACCCGCGGUCGAGGUCGAGGUCGCGGUCGCAGAACCUACUUCACCAUGGUGUCAGGUCGGCGAGUGCGCUGUCGGCCGCUGGGUACCACGGACACCACAGUUUGAGACGCUGGAGGAGAUGCAGGCCGCGUACAUGAACCACUACGAGGAUCCCUGGUCACACUGCCCGGUCUACAUGGACGUGAACGGGCAUCUCAUACCGGACGACGAGAAGCCAGCACUCCAGGCGCAGCGCAUCGUCGACCUCCUCAACUGGGAGUGGCAGCCGGACCGCGGAAAACUGCUGGACACGAACUUCGAGGACUUCAUGGUCCGCUUGCUGCGAAGUCCGGGGGGCCUGGUCAUGAUCGGCGAUUCUAUCACCCGCCAGCACCAUGUCGCGCUCACGUACAUGGUCCGCCAGCUCAACCUCACCUUCAUCCUGAACCCGGACUGGAUAGAGUACACGGACGUCAACCACGUCCACCAGUUCGUCCUGCACCCCUCCGCCCAGGCGACCGCGCUCAUGGAGAAGGCCGGCGUGCCGCCGUCGCGCCUAAAGCGGCCGUUCCUCACGCUCAUCCAGAACCAUCUUUCCCUCAGCGAGGCGGAUGUGCGAAUGGUCACGCAUGCCGACCCGAACUAUGUUUGGAAGCACGCCCAGGCGCGUGUCGAUGACUGGGACAAGAUCGUCAAGCACCUUGCUACCCCCGCCCCCGGCGAGGACGACACCGUGACUGAGGACACCGUCGUGCUCUUCAACUCUGGCGCUCAUUGGUCCCGCGGCGUUCUGUACCUGAUUCCCCAAUCGACGUUGGAAGAAGAGCAUCGCAUACUUACGGAGGCCUAUCGAAAGAUGGCUCGGAUACAUAUCGAGCGCCUCCGCUCUGUGCCCCGUGCGAAGAUAUUCUUCCGCUCUACGUCACCCGGGCACCCGUCCUGUCAACGGCUCACCCGGCCGUACCCUAACAUCGUCCAGGCGGAAACCGCGGAAGCCGACCCCUCCAAGCGGCUCAUGGUGACGGGAAAGAACAAAGAGGAGCGCUUCACCUUCGCGCGCUGGGACUGGGACCAGUUCGCGCCGCACAACGAGAUUUUCCGCGAGGAGAUCGCGCGCGAGAACGCGAGGCAGAGCGCGCCGCGGGGCCGCCCGCCGCGGUGGCACUAUCUCGACGUGUACAACAUCGCGCUGCAGCGGCCGGAUGCGCAUUGGGAGCCGGGGAAGGAUUGCUUGCAUUGGUGUACGCCGGUUGUGGUCGAUGAGUGGACGAGGCAACUGUUGCAUCAGCUUGCGCUGGUCGAGGGUCGGUUGCCGGACGCAUAGACGCGUGAGGGCUGCUCAGCCUUCUCGCUGAGCGCUAGGAUAUUCGAUUGGUCCGACGUAUCUGACUUCGCCUAACGAAGAGGACUCUUGGUUGGUCAGCUAUCAUCAUCGCGCCGCGACCGCAGUAGACGUAGAUCUCGCUGACUUGUUUACGUUGCCGGUUGGAUGCGGCAACAGAGCUGUGUAUAUGGACCAUAGGGUGGGUAUCUACCAACGAUCAUUGGCUUGGUUGACUAGGAUAUGGAAAGUGUAAUUAUGGCGGCUGGCCUAUUGUACUUGGUCAGGCGCAGGCUCAAAUAGGUACAUCACUAUUCUUGACGGAAUAUACGGGCUAUGCGUAAUGGGACGGUUGCUUGGGAUACGGGCGGUGCUCGCUCAUCGGAC